CUGGUGAACGUCCGUAUCCCGGAAGAUGUCGUCUGAAGAUCUGCAGGGAAUGACAAAAUGGGAUGCUUUGAAGAAGCAGAAGACGAAUACGGCUUCUGAGCCCAAGGUCUGGAAAGAAUUUUAGCGUUAGCAACAAGUAAGUAACUAAGGGAGUAAACCAGUGUGUGCCAUGAAGAGCAGUGAAACACAUGUUGUGGAGGAUGGCGACUACCAGCACCUGCUGGUUCUUGGAGCCAUUGCAGCUGCCUCAGCUUUUGUCGUGACUAUCCUAAUUGUCCUUUUCUGCAUUUGUUGCCAAAGAAAAAGCAAGAGUAAGACUCCAUUAUCUGGGGAGAAAGGAACGUCCAUUAAUAUGGAUAGCAAAAGUUAUGGCGCAAUAAACAGCAGAGACUCUGUUAAUGGCUUGCCUGGGGUCAAAGGGUCGCCUCUGUCCUCUUUAAACUCCACGUGUACCCAGAAUUCAAACACGUCUGAGUGCUCGUCCGUACUGAAGAUAAGGAAGGUUAUAUUCACCGGCAGUGGGGAGCAGUAUAUCUGGAAGUCCCCAGAAGAUGACCCUUUGCAACCACAUUGUAAAGGGAGUGGACACCAAGGACACCCGAGUCUUCCUGCUACUGAGGAGAUUGCAAACACGUACUCCAUAAUUAUCAGGGCACGUAAAAAGAGGCCUCCCGUAGAAACGAGGGGAUCGCAAACCCUCCCACGCUCCUUUGGGAGAAACAAAAGUUCCCAAUUUCAAACAGUCCAGGACCAAGCGUGUCCACAAAAGGAGCCCAGCCCUGAGCCUAUAGGAAGCUGUACAUGGGUCGCAUAUGCAACGCUCAAGCGCCCGCGUCAAGAUAAGGUGGAGAAAACCAAUAACAGCACAGCUCCGGAGGAUGUCAUAACACUGAACAAAAAGAAGCAACAGCAGCAGCAACGUGGAGCACCAGCAGAAACCCAAGAGUCAGAACCUAAUGCCCUGCAUUUCACAGGCCUGCACAGGGUGGAGAACUUUUGUGAGACCGUCGGCGAUGUAAAACCAGGGUCCGACAGCACGUGCAACACCACCAUCUUCACGUUUAAUGAUGGCAUGGAGAUGUAUGUCACAGGCCUGUAGCUUACUGUCAGUGAGAAGGGGGGCCUUGAACCUCGUGUUUUAGCGUUCCAACGACAGCAAAGCAACAGAACUGGGAUUCGUUGUAUUAUACUAAACAUUUGAAAAACACCCGUCACUGACUGUACUUUUUCGAUUGAUAUACCUUUAUUUUGUGAGAACACUGUAAUGUCAAGAGUAAAUGCAGAGUAAUACAAUCAUCUAUGUAAAUAAAAACUUGUCCUACUGCCAAUCUAUUGAAAAAAAAAAUAUAUAUAUAUAUAUGUAUAUAUAAAGUUGCAGCUGAUGGACAUGAACCUGAUAGGUGUAGCCUUCCAGACGAUACAAUUUUAAUACACCAUCAAAAAAUCACAACACGGUUCCUCGAACACCAAGUUAGACAGGAAAUAAGGACAGGGGCCUAAUGGCACUGUCAUGGCCGUCAGAGAUUUAGGUGCAUGAAGUGUUUCACAGUAGUACUCCUUACUAUAUGUCGGUGAUUCCCAACCACUGUGCUGUGUGAGAAAAAACUAGGUGUGCCACAGAAAAUGAUCCAAUUUCACUUAAUUGUUCUGAAAACUAUUAUUCAUUUAUUGCAAAUAAUUUUCCUUUGUCCGUCAACGCAUAGUGACAGGCAGAACAAAUACUCUUCCACUAGAUGGCAGCAGAUUGCUAUAACUAAAAAAAAACAAAAAACUCUGAGCUGUUGAAGAUAUUUGUCUUUCUUCAAUUCCUAUGAGUAUAUCAGUGUCGUCUUCAACUAAAGAGGCUGUGAUUUCACACCAUGUUAGUAAAUUGUGAGAAUUUACACUAAAAGAUUAGAAUAUUUUAUUACAUAUACUUUUUGUGAUAUUCUGGUUUGGUGGUGUGCCAUGUUUUUGUUUUGUUUUG
Molecule: messenger RNA, 1966 nt
Organism: Cynoglossus semilaevis (tongue sole)
Lineage: Eukaryota; Metazoa; Chordata; Actinopteri; Pleuronectiformes; Cynoglossidae
Exons: 6
Coding region: 170-1099 (309 amino acids)
Biological process (GO): intracellular signal transduction; negative regulation of T cell activation
Cellular component (GO): plasma membrane; membrane raft
Source: RefSeq, a predicted model, not a curated record